Messenger RNA from Phyllopteryx taeniolatus (common seadragon), 6627 nucleotides. It is a transcript of the gene fnbp1b, whose product is annotated as formin-binding protein 1. Gene Ontology annotation, molecular function: protein binding. The transcript is spliced from 19 exons. The coding region runs from base 16 to 2166 and encodes 716 amino acids. The record is from RefSeq and is a predicted model, not a curated record. NCBI's taxonomy places the organism in Eukaryota, Metazoa, Chordata, Actinopteri, Syngnathiformes, Syngnathidae. Gene Ontology annotation, biological process: endocytosis; signal transduction.
CGUUGAUCAGGCACGAUGGAUAAGGCGGAAAGUCUCCUCAAAGCGCAGCAUCUUAAGAGAUGGACUGACUUCCUUGGAGGUUUUUUUUUUUCAACUUUUUACGGUACUGUAAAGACUGCUGUCAUGUUGCGCCGAAGAAGUGAAUUUUUCAUCUUCUUGGACAACCCCCCUGUGAAACCCGAGAAGGAUGGCCACAAGCUGAGUCCUUAUCAAGAGUACUUACAAGUGCUUCUCCAGAUGAAGAUGACCAGCACUGAUCAAUUUGACAACUUGGAGAAGCAUACGCAGUGGGGGAUCGAGUUUCUGGAUAGGUACACCAAAUUUGUCAAGGAGAGGUCUGAGAUCGAAACCAACUAUGCAAAACAAAUCAGGAAUUUAUCAAAGAAAUACCAACCCAAGAAGAACUCACGGGAAGAGGAGGAGAGCAAGUACACGUUCUGCCGGGCCUUUCUGACCACGCUCAACGAGUUGAACGACUACGCCGGGCAACACGAGGUGAUUGCAGAGAACCUGACGUCGCAGAUCAUCACCGAGCUUUCGCGCUACCUGCAGGAUCUCAAAACCGAGAGGAAAUCGCACUUCCAAGAUGGCCGCAAAGCACAGCAGCACAUCGAGAGCUCGUGGAAACAGCUGGAGUCGUGUAAAAGGAAGUUUGAGCGGGAUUGCAAAGAGGCCGACAAAGCACAGCAGUACUUCGACAAGAUGGACGCCGACAUCAACGUGACAAAGGCUGACGUGGAAAAGGCACGGCAGCAGGCUCAGGCCAGGCACCAGAUGGCGGCCGACAGCAAGAACGAUUACUCGUCCUACCUGCACAAGUUCAACCAGGAGCAGAAUGAGCACUAUUACACCAUAAUACCCAACAUCUUCCAGAGACUCCAAGACAUGGAGGAGAAGCGUAUCGAGAGGGUAGGAGCGUGCAUGAAGACGUUCGCCGACGUGGACCGCCAGGUGAUCCCCAUUGUGGGAAAGUGUCUGGACGGCAUGACCAAGGCGGCCGAGUCCAUCGAGGCCAAGACGGACUCCAAGCAGGUCGUGGAGUCGUACAAGUCCGGCUUCGAGCCGCCGGGGGACGUGGAGUUCGAGGACUACGGGCAGGCCAUGAAGAGGGCGGUGUCGGAAACCAGCUUGAGCAACUCGCGGGUGGAGGUCCGCGAGAGGCCCGCCGGCAAAAGCAAGGGCAAACUGUGGCCCUUCAUCAAGAACAAAAACAAGUUUAUGUCCCUGUUAACGUCCCCCCGCCAGCCCCCGCCCGCCCCCCCGGCCUCAUCCCCGCCCUCACCCUCUGCUGUUCCCAACGACUCCCAGUCUCCCAAGCAGCCCAAGGAGCCUCUUUCACAUCGCCUCAACGACUUCAUGGCCUCCAAGCCCAAAAUGCACUGCCUGCGGAGCCUGAGGCGAGGGCUUUCUCUCAAGCUGAUCACACUCAAUUCCCACGUCCGGAAUCUCAUUGAGGGUUCUGGACCCGAGGACUUCAGCCACCUACCGCCGGAACAGCGGAGGAAGAAGCUGCAGGGCAAGCUGGACGAGCUCAACAAAGACAUUCAAAAAGAGAUGGACCAGAGGGACGCACUCACCAAGAUGAAAGACGUUUACGUGAAGAACCCGCAAAUGGGUGACCCCGCCAGCGUGGACCCCCGGCUAGCGGAGCUCGGGCAGAACAUCGAGAAGCUGCAGUUUGAAGUGCAAAAAUUUGAGGGCUGGCUGGCUGAGGUGGAGGAGAGGAUGCCGUGCAAGAGCGACACACAGCGGAGAAGCGGACUCUACGAGAGCCACAGCAGCACCACGGUCAACAACAACUGCGCCCAGGACCGAGAGAGGCCCUCGAGCAGCCCGGACGGCAGCUACACGGAGGAGCAGAAUUCCGAGAUUCACGUCAAAGCCAACAACGCCAACGCCAAGCCCCCCGCGGCCAGCACACCCGAGUUCGACGACGAGUUCGACGACGAGGAGGCGCUGCCCACCAUCGGAAACUGCAAAGCCCUCUACCCUUUUGACGGCCACAACGAGGGCACCAUCUCGGUGGCCGAGGGCGAGCUGCUGUAUGUCAUCGAGGAGGACAAAGGCGACGGCUGGACGCGGGUGCGCCGCAACCAGGACGAGGAGGGCUACGUGCCCACGUCCUACGUGGAGGUCUUUCUGGGGACCAACGCCAAAGAUUCCUAAACAAGAUGCUGGCUGAGGAAGCGGCAGGGCAAGCGGCCUGGGGGAGAAAUCGCCGUGUUCCUCCUCUUUAAAAACAAAACAAAACAAAACAAAAAAAAAACAAAGCGAGACACGGACACUUUAGAAAACUCUUCUUAUCCUCCGCGGCAAAAUUGUUUCGCGCUUUUUGACCCCUAACAGCUGGGCUCGGUUAUUUGCGCUACUAACCUUCUUGGGCGUAGUCAGAGAGAGGACGCACCAGCACCAGCACCAGCACCAGCACCAGCACCCCACCCCAGCCUGCCGACCGCUGGACCCACUUUCACCUCAUUCGCUUCACCACCCAUCCAUCCUGAAUCCCAUAAUAUGAGCAAAAACAUACGAAACAUCCAGAAAACACUCCCAAUAUUACCGCCGCUUGAUCCUCCUAAUAUGAGGACGUUACGUAAAGUGUUAUUACAGAUAAAUAUGUUGUAAUAUUGCGAGAUUUAUGUGGUACUAGUUCUUUAUUUUUGACAUAUUAGAAAAACUUGUAAUUUUUACGAAAUCAGUUGUACGGAAAAUAAGUUGAAAUAUUAUAAGAACAAAGUUUUGUCUUUAUUCUCAAAAUAUUUGUACAAAAAAAAAAAUUGUGGGAAAAAAAAUCACAACGUUAUAAGAAGUCGUCAUUAUGACUCUAUACUCAUAAAAUUUGUACGCUACAUAAAGUGUUACUGCGGAUAAAUAAGUUGUAAUUUUAUAAGAAAAGUAAAAAAAAAAAAACAGUCAUUAUCUGUCUUUAUUCUUGAAAUAUUAGAAGGGGGGAAAAAAAGCCUUUUGUAUUCUCGGAAAGUUAAAAAAAAUCAAAAAUUGUAAUGGUACAAAAUAGUGUUCUGAAAUGAACUGUUAUGAAAAAAAUGUAAUGUUACAAUAUUUCAGUCGAAUAACAAAACUUCAUGUAAGAUUGAAACCUUUUUUUCAUAUAUAAAAUGACGAGAAUAAAGAGAAAAAUGUAUGACUUUAUUCAUGUAAUAUUAGUAUGUUACAUAAAGUUUCAUGAUGGAUAAAUAAGUCAUAAUAAUGUAUUUGUGAAAGGUUGCAAUAUUUAUGUGGUAAUAUUCCGAUUUGAUUCUCUAAAUAUUCCAAACCUUUAUAUAUAUGUUACAAAAUAAAGUUGUGCUUUGGCACAAAAAAAAAAUUGUCCUAAUAUUACGAGAGCGAAAAUGUAAUUUACGACUUUAUUUUCAUUAUAUUAGAAUUUUAUUUUGAAAUGGUACUAAAAAUGCCAUAUGAAAUGAAGUUUAAAAUAUUCCCCAAAACAUUAAUGUUACAAAGUCAUUUUCAUAAUAUGACGUGAAAAAGUCAUUAUUAUGACAGAGAAGUUGCAACAUUAUGACUUUAUUCCACUCGUAAUAAAUAUCAUAAAACUGCAAAGCAAAGAAGUAUUAUUACAGAAAAAAAAAUCGUGAUUUAUGAUUGCAAAAAAUCUACAAGGUUAAUGUGGUAUUUUUUUGUGUUCGUGUGUGUGUGAUUGGAGAGGCCUUCUCGGCUCCUCCCACUUCAGGAAGUGAAUUGCCCUUUUAGUUGGUCAUGCCAUGAUGUCAUCGUGACAUCAUCAUGUCACCCGUGCGGCUGCUGUCUGCUCCUCUCUCUGACGUGAAUGCUCGCCGCCCACUCGCCCCUCCCCCUUCCUCACCUGCACCGAGCUGCCGCCUGCCACUCCUAACCUCGCCCCCUUGCAGGACGGCACCAUCUUUUGCAACCAAUCGGUUCUUGGCUUUGUUGUGUAUCGUUUGCUUGCCCCUGUCUGCCUCCCCACCGCCCCCAAGCCUGCGGCCCCAUGGGGGUGGGCGGUGGUGGCAGUGGGGUGCCGCCCCUCAUUGCCUGCUAACUUGAAUGACUUUUUUGGUGGGGUUCACCUUUAUAGUCGUUUUUUAUCGUUUACUGAGAGUGCCCCCCCCCCCCCCCCCAAUUGGCGCCCCCACGGGGUGGGUAGCGGCGUUGAGGUGCCGCCACUUAUUGCCUGAUUAGGUGAAAGACACUUUAGGGGCGUGGGAGGGGUCAUAUUUUUAUUUCGUAUUUUAUUACAUCGGUGCCUCCCCACCCCCAGCGACCCCACAGGGGUAGGUGUCGGUGGUGGGGUGCUGCCCCUCAUUGCCUGAUGAACCCCAAAUAAGGUCAUCCUUUCAUAAGAUUUCUUUGGGUCAGUCCCUUUAGUUCCGCCCCGCAUUGCCUGAUAACCUAAAUGAGUUUUUGGGGUAUUUAUAUUGUUUAUUUUUUUGUUGGUGCCCGCUGCCGCCCACCCCCCGUGGGUCCGUCACUUAAUGCCUGACAAACUUUUGAGUUUUUUUUCUUUUCAUCUAGAUGAGGAUUUUUUUGGGGGGGGGGGGCAGUGCCCACCGCUGCCGCCUUCUCCCCUGUGUUGGGGUGCCGGGGUGUCCCCCAGGGUGCCGCCCCUCAUUGUUUGAUAACCUUUUUGGGAGGUGGUUUACCUUUUAAUUUAUUUUCUGUUGUUGUUGGGUGGGUCGCCACCCUUCAUUGCCUGACAAACCCCAUAAACAAUCAAUCAGGUUACCUUUUUUAAAAAAAAUUUUUUUGUCGGUGCCCCCAGCCACCCCCACCCGACGGCGGGCCCCACAUGGGUGGGCCAACAGGGAUGUUCAUUGCCUAAUGAACCCCCCCAAAAUUCAUUCAGGUCAUCUAUUUAUUCUUUAUUUUUCUCAAGGCUGAGAAGCGCAUGUCCCCCAGGGGUCCAUCCAGGCCCCCUCACCCCCUUUUUGUGUUGCCCCGCCUGCCGUCAGACCCCAAAAGUCCCGUUCAGACCUCCUGAAGCUUGUAGUGUUUCUGACAACAUACUGUGACCUGCUUUAUCUGUUCAACUGACACUUGUUGUUCCCACACUGUCAGACUAAAACCAACCAAGAUGUUCACCCACCGCAAUGGCACAUGUCUUUUAUUUGACUUUUUUUUUUUCCAGUGAUUUAUUAUUAUUAUUAUUAUUAUUAUUUGAAGCAGAAAAUGUGUGUUAAUAGCGCGUUCUGCCAUGGAAUGGCACUGAAACCCACUUUACUGCAAGAGUGUUUGUUUGUCUAAUUGGAACAUUUGGGAUGGCCAGCUAGUAAACAGCAGCCAGGGAGUGACAUGCUGAAAAGAAGGAAAAAAAACAAGUAGUGCGAUUUCGAGUGGAACAAGGUGCAAUGUUAACACGAGAAAUACAUUUUUAAUAUUUUGAGAAAUAGAAAUUGGGUAAUCAUUUGGAAAAAAAAAAAAAAAGGGAGAAAGUUUCAAAGGUACCAUGAGUCUUUUUUUUUUUUUUUUUUUUUUUUUGAAGCCGCCUGAAAAUUCAGAAUAAAGUUGUAAUAUUAUGAGAAAUAAAUGUUGGAAAAUAAUGGGAGUAAAGUCAUUUUAAUUUGACUUUGAAUUGUAUUGUAAAGUCGGUCUUUUAAGGAUGAAAUGGGAAAAGUAUGGAAAUAGUUGUAAUACUACUAGAAAUUGAAGUGGGGAAAUUACAAGAAUAAAAUUCCAACGGUAUAAGAAAAAUAGUUUUUUAGUUGUUUUCAUUUUGGGAGGUGUCAAAAUAACAUGAGAAUAAAAUCUUUAAAAACAUCAGGAAAGCUUAUGGGAUAAAUUUAUGUUUUGAGAAAUAAUUGAUUUUUUUUAAGGAAGUAUGAAAAUGACAGCAAUGUUGUUAUAUUGAGAGAAAUAACAUAACAAAAAUAACAAUAUUUUUAUAAAGGAAAACGUUGAGGAAAUUAAGAGAGAUUUUGAAUGAAGACAUUUAAAUUUAUAAAAAUUCGGACAAAUUUACAACCAAAAGUUUGAAAAAAAGUGAAAAUUACAAGUUGUUUUAUUACGAAAAUAUCGUCACGUUAUAGUUACAUUGUAUUUUACAAUUAUGUUGAAAUAUUUCUUGUGGAAAAAUAAUGAAAAUAUAUCGUAAUUGAAUUUGUUUAAAAUAAAUUGUAACAAGAGAAUAAAAUUAUAUAUAUAUUUUUAGAAAAGUCAUAAAAAUAGUAUGUUUGGAGAGGUAGACAAAAGUCCGAUAAAUAUCCAGUUUAUUUACAUUACAGUACAACUAUAUUCUCAUCCAAAAUAUAAUAUAUAUCUGUUAUCACAACUUUUUUUUUUUUUUUUUUUUUUUUUUUUAAUGAUUACAAGAUUUAUUUGAGUUCUUUUCAGUGUCCACUCCUUGGUCAAAACAAACCACUUUUUGCUCCUGGCGUUGUUUUCCCGGUGGAGAUCCAAGUUUCGUGUACAUUGGAGAGCCAGAGAGUAUAAAAUGUAUAAAUAUGAAUAUAUGGAUAAAGAUGAAAAAAAAGAAAAAACAAAACUAUUUGAACUAUCGGGAGCGUGUUGCUUUGCAAACGUGCGUACAGGACAGACUGUGUGUGUGUGUGUGUGUGUGUUUGCGUCUCGUUGCCUAUCGGUCAAUUUGCUUGUGUUUUGGAGCACUGAAUACUUUGUAUUGUGUUUACUGUGCCAAUUAAAUAUGCCUGAAAGUCA